AUGUUGAAAAGGUAUUUCACCAGUUCUGUAAAAUGCCUGAAUGGCAAGGUACAUUUCGAGCCGGUAUAUGCAAACUUAUUAAGACAAGAAUGUUUUAAACCUUUAGCCGAAGAAUUACCAAAGAAAUAUGGCCAGUUGGAUCCCUAUGAACUUUCUGAGUUUGUCAACAAAGCUCUUGCUAAGCAAUCAUUAAACACUGAACAAGUAAUACCUAUCCAUAACAAGAUGAUUGAGGAGCUCAGUAGGUAUGAAUACGGUAUCAGUACUGUUCAUGCUAAAAAAUUGGAACAAAUUGGGGGACAGCUGAGCGAAAAAUCUCUACUUGAAAUAAUUAGAAAUAAUCCUGGUAGAGUUCAUGACUCUUGGGAGCUUUUGAAGAGGUUUCCUAAGGAAUUUUGGGUAGAUGAUUUGCUUUUGGCGGCUGUGGAAAAUACUAUUUCAAGGAAGACUUAUGAGGAAAAUGGGAAACAAAUUCUGCCAUUAAAAUCACUAGCUCAAUGUAUGAUCCUGCUGCAAAAUAUUGACCAUAAACAAAACAUCAAGCAAGAUGUCUUGGACGUUUUAGUUGGUCAUAUUUUAGAGGGGAAAAUCAGUAAUGCACUCCAACCUUUGCUGCAAUAUGGUACUACUUCGUUAGAACCCUUUCUAGAACGAAUUGAAGAAUUAACUCCGUACCAGAUUUAUCAAAUCUAUAAGAAUUUUCCCUUGGAUUCGUUAAAAACGGAAGAAGGACUCUUUUUUAAAAUUGUCAAUACACUGGGAAAAUUUCAAAAACCCGUUUUCUCUCAGGAAGAAGUCCAAACAAGUGAUGAAUUCAAAAAAUCUCUUCAAGAAUUUGGUGAAUUUUCUGUACUCAAUGAUUUAUCUCAUUCGGAAGAUCUAUCUCAGGAAUAUUUACAAUUAAGACAGUACAUUAGCGAAAACGAAUUGGAUAAAAAAGAUUUGAAACUAGCACUUAACCUUUUGAGAAUUGAAGGUGUUUACAGGAAUAACUUGGAGCGAGCUCUAGAGCUUUACCAUUCUUACCUUUUAAGCCAUGGGAAUAAAGCUAAUAAAUUGAUGUUUGAGAUUCUUUUAAGCUUUGCAUCUCAAAGCUUCAAAAAGUCAAACCCAGCCAUGCUUCAAUAUUCCCAAGUUUUCUUCCCUGCUGAUAACUCUGAAAGUGAUACUGUUAACAUUAUUCGCACCUUAAUGUUAGCUAAUUCCAAAUUUGACGUUGAGAAAUCAUUAGAACUUUACAAUACUAAUAUCGAAGCAUUUGCUAAAAGGAACGAAGAGUCAUUGGAAAGUAGUUUGUUAACCGAGUCACUUAUUAUGGCUUACUUGGCGAACCAGGAUCUCAAUUUCGCUCGUGUAAUUUUUGAAGGAGCUAUAAGAGAGAAGAUACUUACUUCCCAUGCCAUCAUCAAAAACUUAAAAGACCUGUUCAAAACUUAUGGGGAGGCUGUAGAAAAGGGUAAUGUGAAAGAUGUGAUGCAAGAGAAAAUUUUACAAACAUUUGAAACAAUUUAA
Messenger RNA from Zygosaccharomyces rouxii, 1512 nucleotides. It is a transcript of the gene MRX12, whose product is annotated as Mrx12p. The record is from RefSeq and is a predicted model, not a curated record. Lineage: Eukaryota; Fungi; Ascomycota; Saccharomycetes; Saccharomycetales; Saccharomycetaceae. The transcript has a single exon. Bases 1 to 1512 code for a protein of 503 amino acids.